Molecule: messenger RNA, 1903 nt
Organism: Folsomia candida
Lineage: Eukaryota; Metazoa; Arthropoda; Collembola; Entomobryomorpha; Isotomidae
Exons: 6
Coding region: 93-1619 (508 amino acids)
Biological process (GO): triglyceride biosynthetic process
Cellular component (GO): plasma membrane
Molecular function (GO): long-chain-alcohol O-fatty-acyltransferase activity; diacylglycerol O-acyltransferase activity
Source: RefSeq, a predicted model, not a curated record
AGGAACCAGUUUCCAAAAUCGCGUCAUUCCCAACGGACUUACUUUCAUCCCGAGCUUAAGGUGCGCAUUUUAGUGAUUGCAUAAUUUUUGAAAUGCGUACCAUGUCCGAAACUUUGAAAGUUGUGCUGCUUUCGAUACUCGCGUACACAAUUUUUCUUCCAUGCACGAUCCUUUUCGCGAUUGGUAUCCUGUUUUGGAGGAGCUGUAUCAAAGCGCUGGUUUACUUUCGACACUGCGGACAAGGAUGGAGAAUAGUUGACCCCAGUUCGGUUGGAAUGGCUUCCACGGACGUUUAUGACACACAUUCCUGGACGAUUGCGACUACGUUUGAAAUUCACCAGGAGACAUUUGAUUUGCAAAAGUUACGGACAGAUUUUGAGAAAACGAUUUUAUCUGCGAAAAUAUGCGAAACUGAUCCUUCGUCGAAAUUGGCCUACCCGGAAUUAACGUCUUGUUUGGAGGAAAAAUUUGGCUACUACUUUUGGCGACCGUGUCCCUCUUUUAAGAUUGAGGAUCAUUUCAGUUAUUUAGAUGUUCCCAACCUAAAAAGCAUCGAUGAUCCCGAAGACUUUAACGCCUUAUCGAACCACCUCCUUCGUGACAGACGUUGGAAGAAGGGCCAGCCUCUCUGGGAGUGGCUCGUGGUGGAAAAAUUAGACGGCAAGAGUCUCGUCAUGUUCAGGAUUCAUCACAUCAUCGCAGAUGGAUGGUCCCUCUUUAAACUGGCGGCACGGAUGUUCACUACUGAAAAUAGCGUACCCUUAGCGUCCGUUAUUCCACUUCCUAAUGCUUCAAGAGGGAGAAGCUGCUUAAUUUCGCCCAACUUUAUUAAGGCGCCGUAUGAAAUGGUCAAAUUAAGUAGAACGUUGAACUCCAGCACCACACUUAUCCCAGAAGAAGUUCCAAUCAGCAAAAACUCGUCCGAAAGCUUGUGUUUUGCCGCGGUUCAGGGUCCAGCAUUAAGUGAGAUGAAAGCUAUCCGAUCAAAACUGGGGGUGGACUUCAUGUCCCUCUUAUUGACUGGAUUGUCAGGGUCCAUACGAGAAGCCUUCAUCAACAAGGGUCUCCAAGUACCCGACGAGAUCAAAGUCGCGUGUCCCAUCCCGUUGCCUGGACAUCCGAAUAAGCUCUGCAACCAUUGUUCGAUGUGUUUCGUUCUUCUUCCAAUUGGAGAACCAGAUCCGAUUCGACGUCUUCACCUUAUUUCCAAAAGGGUUGUUACAUUCUUGCACUCCAGCCUUCCAAGUACAAUUCACUUAAUUGCCCUGCUACAUGGCUCUGUACCAAUCCCGCUCUUAAGAUCAUGGAACGACAGGGUUCGGAAACUGUUUCCUGUCGUUUUGAACAACAUGGUGGGACCUCCGGCUCGCUGUUUCCUGGCGGGGAGCGAAAUACAAAAUAUGAAAUUUGGACUUAACGUUCCCUAUAAAUCGUCAACAGGAUUCGCCUAUGGCCUCGGCUUCUUUACGUACAAUGGGGAAUCAGCGGUAGGAGUGGUUGGACUUGGAGACUAUUUUCCAAGCACUAGCUCUGCUGAGACAGUUUUAAACAGUUGCAUUAAUGAGUGUAGGUUAUUAUCAGAGCUUUCAACAGACUAUUCGGUGGUUAAUGUGGAAUAGAAUUUAACAUAAACAAGAAUAUUAAUAAGUAUAUAUGUAUUUCUGUAUGUAAGCAUUUACAUAAUUAUAUUAAGAUUGACAAUCAGUCAACUGUAUUAUUUACCUUAUUUAAGGAUUUUAUUUAUGUGUGUAUAUAUGUAUGUAUUUUAGAUCAUAUCUCCCACCAAAAAUUAUUUUGUUGUUAAUUAAAAUUCUUAGUUAUUCCUGUACUAAUUAUCAUUAGUAAUUAUUAGAAAUUUAUAAUGCAUUGUUCAUAAAUAAUAAAUAUGAGCGAAUAAUAUGAA